Aspergillus costaricaensis CBS 115574 is the source of this 315-nucleotide messenger RNA. RefSeq lists its product as uncharacterized. The coding region runs from base 1 to 315 and encodes 104 amino acids. The transcript has 4 exons. NCBI's taxonomy places the organism in Eukaryota, Fungi, Ascomycota, Eurotiomycetes, Eurotiales, Aspergillaceae. The record is from RefSeq and is a predicted model, not a curated record.
AUGUUGAGCGAUGGGGUGUGGGCGUGUGUGGGCGUGUGUGUGUGUGUGUGUGUGUGUGUGUGUGGUGGUCCUGGGAAAAAAAAGUGGUUUGGUGGUGAUGCAGUUGGAGGCGGGGAGAUUGGGUAUGACGCUGCCAAGAAAUAUCAGGAGAUCGUCGGAGCUUUGGAUGGAGGCUCAAGGAAGCGGACACAGCCUUGCAGGGGAAAUAUCUGGAUGGUGGAGGCGGACGCUUUUAUGUACAGCACGCACGCCCAAUCAGUACAUAUACAUUGCAAAGUCCGAUCCCAUAAGCAGCGACAGGCGCUUGAGACAUGA